Molecule: messenger RNA, 1593 nt
Organism: Colletotrichum gloeosporioides
Lineage: Eukaryota; Fungi; Ascomycota; Sordariomycetes; Glomerellales; Glomerellaceae
Product: putative transporter
Exons: 8
Coding region: 1-1593 (530 amino acids)
Biological process (GO): transmembrane transport
Cellular component (GO): membrane
Molecular function (GO): transmembrane transporter activity
Source: RefSeq, a predicted model, not a curated record
AUGAAGCAAGGUUCAUUGGCUCAGGGAGACAGCGCCAUUACGCCUGUCUCUGAAGUUCCUGUCGAGCAUCGAGAGGGCGACAAGGAGACCCAUGAAUACGCCGGUAUGACGGCAACCUACGUCGAUGAGAAGAAAAGCAGGGAGCUGUUCUGGAUCAUCAACCGUCGCAUUCUAGCCUGUAUGCUGGGCACCUACUUCUGCCAAUCUCUCGAUAAGGGCACUCUUGGCUUUGCGUCUGUGAUGAACAUCAGACAAGAUGCCGGUCUCACGCACAACAACCAAUUCAGCUGGCUCGGCACCAUCCUCUACAUGGGCGUGUUGGUUGGAGAGUAUCCGACCAACAUGUUGCUGCAGAAGUUUCCGGUUGCCAAAUAUCUCUCCGUCAACGUCUUCUGCUGGGGCGUGGUCAUUGCCUGCUCUGCCGCCGCCAAGAACUUUGCCGGUCUGAUGGUUGUUCGGUUUCUGCUCGGAGUCUUUGAAAGCUGUGUCCAACCCGCCUUCAUCAUCAUGACUUCGAUGUGGUACACCAAGAGAGAACAGUCCAUUCUCACUUCGCUUUGGUACUGCAUGACUGGUGUUCAGUUGAUGGUCGGUGGUCUCAUCGCAUACGGCGCGUCGCACUACAACGGCCACGACAUCAAGUCAUGGCAGCUGCUUUUCCUCGUCCUGGGCGCCGCAACCUGCGUCUGGGGCUUGUUCAUCGGGUGGUGGCUCCCCGACUCACCCAUGGCCGCGAAGUGCUUCGACGAGGACCAGAAGCGCCUGAUGAUCGAGCGUGUCCGCGCCAACGAGACCGGCAUCCAGAACAAGACGUACAAGCGCUACCAAAUGGUCGAGGCCGUGACCGACCCUGUGGUCUGGUGCUACGUGCUGCUCCAGGUCACUUCAACCUUGAUCAUCGGCGGGCUGGGCGUCUUCUCCAACUUGAUCAUCUCCUCGUUCGGCUUCACCUAUCUCCAGACACAACUACUGAAUAUCGCUCAGGGAGCGGUCACAAUCAUCGUCAUGCUCGGUAGCGCAACGCUGGCGACCUGGUCGAAACAGACUGCUUGGGUUAUGCACGCUUGGACAAUCCCCGCUAUCAUUGGCACAGCGGUAAUCUACAGCAUCCCGCCCUCCGGGUCUAACCGCAUCGGCCUCCUGAUCGCCUUCUACUGCACCCAAUUCUACCUCGCCGAGGGCAACCUCAUCUUCUCUCUCAUCUCCCGCAACAUCGCCGGCCAGACCAAGAAAUCCACCACCCUGGCCAUGACGUUCAUCGGCUGGGCCGCGGGCAACAUGACGGCGCCCCAGAUCUUCCAGGACAGCGACGCGCCGCGCUACCGCAAGGGCUUCACGGCCCAUUUCUGCCUCUACGUCCUCUUCAACCUGUUCCUCGUUCUGAUGCGGUUCCUGCUUGUCCGUCGCAACAUGGUCAAGCGCACGGCUGCCGCUGCUGCUGCAGACCCGUCGAGCAUGGCCGGCGAGGAGAUUUCCGAGGAUGGCAAGGCUGGUGUCAAGGGGCAUGGGGGCGAGGACGAGAAGAUUGAGCAUUCGAACGCUUUUGCGGACUUGACGGAUAAGGAGAACCCCGAUUUCAGAUAUGACUUUUGA